Molecule: messenger RNA, 1114 nt
Organism: Betta splendens (Siamese fighting fish)
Lineage: Eukaryota; Metazoa; Chordata; Actinopteri; Anabantiformes; Osphronemidae
Cellular component (GO): myosin II complex
Molecular function (GO): calcium ion binding; structural constituent of muscle
Source: RefSeq, a predicted model, not a curated record
CGUGUUUGUUGGGGAAUGGCUCCUAAAAGAGAACCCUCCAUCAAGAAGUCUCCUCCACCAGAGACCGAGCCCAGACUGGGUCCCCCUUACCGCCUACCUGUGACUCCUGCUGCUCCAAAAUCAGUUCCAGAGCAGAAGCCUCGGAUGCUGCGUCCCUCAGAUUCUCCAUUUGACCCAGCUACUUUAGAGAUUGAAUUUAACCUGGAACAGAUCCAUGAGUUUAAGGAGUCAUUCCUGCUGUUUGACAGAACAGGAGAUGGGAAGAUCAGCUAUAGUCAGUGCGGAGAUGUCAUGCGGGCCCUGGGGCAAAACCCUGUCAAUGCUGAGGUGCUCAAGGUCCUGGGCAACCCUAAGGCUGACGAGAUGAACAUCAAGAUGCUUGACUUUGAGCAGUUCCUGCCUAUGUUCCAGGCAAUUGCAAAGAAUAAAGAUCAGGGAUCCAUGGAAGACUUUGUGGAAGGAUUACGUGUCUUUGAUAAGGAGGGCAAUGGCACAGUAAUGGGAGCAGAGAUACGUCAUGUCCUCACUACACUAGGUGAGAAAAUGACAGAGGAGGAAGUGGAGAUGCUUGUGGCAGGACAUGAAGAUGCAAAUGGAUGCAUCAAUUAUGAAGAACUGGUCAGGAUGGUGAUGAACGGGUGAAGACAAAGACAUCCCUUUUUUUUUACCUGUUGCCCCUUUUUUGCAUCUGGCUUUUACAUCUCCAGCCCUUAUCCUGAAUUAGUUUUGUUUAAGUGCCUUCACAUUCCCCCAACAAGAUGAUGAUUCUGGCCAUUGGUGUUCAGACAGUUCACACAGUCUCCAAUCUGGAUUCAUUAUGUGCUUGCAUUGUUUGCAAUUCCAUUCUAAUAUGCAGCACUGGAGUAAACACAAAUUGAUGGUGAUACACUGUAACUAUUGAUACUAGAAUCAGUGUAAAAGGGACUUUAAUAUAUGUAUACAGAAUACUGUCAGCAACAUAUUUUACUGUAUCAUUGAUUAAACUUGCUUUGGCUGAGAAACGUGUUCUUAAUUCUGCGGCAAAGUCAAAGCCAUGUUGGUAGUAAGAAACAUUUCAUGCGUUUUGACUUCCCAGCUAUGUUGCUGCUUUUAAAUAAACAUUUCCUUAAAAAUA